Messenger RNA from Protopolystoma xenopodis, 807 nucleotides. The record is from the annotation of a GenBank genome assembly. NCBI's taxonomy places the organism in Eukaryota, Metazoa, Platyhelminthes, Monogenea, Polystomatidea, Polystomatidae.
AUGUCUGUCCGCCGGUUGUCCAACCCGACUGCCCGCGUGUCGGCCGGCCUCUGGUACAAAGGCGCCGCUGCCACCUUGUCUCCCAGUCUCCUUCCGCCUCCGCCUGCGCGUGCACGUGCGCGUGCGCGUGCGCGCCUUUGCACGCUUGAUGCGCCUGCGCAAGUGGAAUCGCGCGCACGCGUGUGUGCGAUCGCACUUGCGCACGUGGGAUCGUGCACGCGCACCUGCGUGCGCGCGUGCGUGCGUGCGUGCCCGGGCCGUUUUUCGCCCUCCUCUGCCCGCGCCCGCUUCACCGUCUCCCCCCGCAUGCUCUACGGCGGCCCCCUCGGCACCUACCUCUCCGGUCUCUACUCCUCCUCGGCCAAACCGGCCGUCGCUUCGGUCGGCCUCGCCGGCCCCGGGCCCGGCUCUGGCGCCGCGAUCGGAGCCGGUCUGUCUCGGAGACGCGCCGGCUCGCGCUACCGCAGCGCCACCUCGUCCUUCACGACCGCCGGCUCCGGCUCCGGCGUCGGCGUCGGCGUCGGGGCCGCGGUCCGCGACGCCGCCGGCGACAGGCUCCCCCUGACCGGCAUCUCCUCCACCUCCUCCUACUUCACUCCGCAGCCUCGGCGCAAGUACGAGGUGAGCCGCACACGCACACACACACACACAUGCAUGCAUCCACGCGCGCAAAAUGCAGUCUCGAGUCGGGCCCAGGCCGGUGGCCAGGCGGCCAAUCAAAACGGCCAAGUGAGUCGUCCAUCUGUGAUUGGCCGACUCGUGGGCCGCUUGCAUUGGCGUCAGCGGGUCUUCAAAAUUCGAAUUUAG